Dimorphilus gyrociliatus is the source of this 2958-nucleotide messenger RNA. The record is from the annotation of a GenBank genome assembly. Lineage: Eukaryota; Metazoa; Annelida; Polychaeta; Dinophilidae.
AUUCUCUUAUUAUAUUAAAUAACAACGCAUAAAAAACAGCUGAGCGGAAAAGAUAACCUACACUUUACUUGUAAACUGCUGCGAAAUUUUAAGAAUUGUCAUUUCUGCUAUCGGCUAUUACACCUGAUUCGAAACGAUGUCAAACGACGACUCACAAUUGGAUGAAUGUAAAGGUAUAUAGACAAACUAAAUGUACAUAUGGUAUUUUUCUAUCCAUCACUGAAUUGCUAAAUCGUAACGUAUCAAACAUUAGAUCCAAAACCAAUAAAUUCUAGUAUGCAACACUCAUUAGCAAUCGAGCGAUAUUCGUUAAUCGAUCGAAGGCUUGAAAGCUAAAAAAAAAUUAUACUAGGGAGGUGAUUGGCCUCCUCGUUACUUUCAUUGAAACGUUACCAUGGAGACCGUUUCGAUCUGUACCUGCGAAAAAGACCUAUGUAUAUAAGGCGUCCUUUCAGUGAGAUGUAUAGUACUCUAGAGGGAAUACGAAGCGCCUGAUUUAACUCUUCGUAUGUUUUAUUUUUACUAGGCCGAUGUUUUAUUACAUCUGUCAGUGCGUAUAUAAAAACAUUUAUUAGCGGUGGCUUUCUGCCAGCAAUGAAUGAAGAAGAGAUUUUUCAACUAAACAAUAUUUCUACAGAUGCAGCAUCGCCUUUAAGUACAUCAGCGAAGUUCGUUCCUACGCAUAAGGAUGAAGACAAUGCGCCCUACGAAGUUCCCUUAUAUCCUAUUGAAGCUCAUCAAAACAAACAGCAUAUGGAGAGCAAAUUGCAAGCACGGCAAAAGCAACCAUCAACUGAUGAUUCUUUCGAAACUCAAGUCGCAGAAGCUCAAGCUCCUCAAGCUACUCCGAAAGAAAAACCCAAACUAUGUCGUCUAGUUAGUGAAAAUUUGGUAGAUGAACUUCGUUUAGCAGCACAUGAGGAGGAAGCUCUUCCCCAAUAUCAAAAGCUAACAAUUUCCGGCGAAGAAACGAGUGGUGUACCUUUAGAAGAUUUACAGGAGGCUUCUCGCUCUAUAAUAAAAGCCUUGUCGAUACGUGAGAAGUAUAUGGCUGUUGCCAUGCAGAGUUUUCCCAAGACAACUGCCAAAUUCCUUAAAACCUUUAAUGACAAGACUUAUGAUUUUAGCGAUAUUGCCAGCGUUGUUGAACGGGAGGAAGAUCAUACUAACGAAGAAGUUAGGGACAGUACGGCUAAUAAUAUGUUCUCUGAGUGCGAUGAGCAGGUUUGGAAUGGAUGUAUAGAUCUAGUAGGAGACGAGGAAGAUACAAACCGUGAAAAUCCCUAUAACAUCGGAGGAGAAGUACCUGAAAAUUUGCCGUGUGCAUUUCAGAUGAAAAAUGGUAUAAUGCAUAUUUAUGAGUGUAAAGAAAAAUUAGAGAAAAAUGAACCAUUGGAAUGGCCCUAUCCAGAUGUUAAAUCUUUUGUAGCUGAUCAAAACAUCUUAUAUGCGUUGAUGGUUGAUGGACCCCUAAAAUCAUUUUGCUUUAGGCGUCUUUCAUACCUGCAAUCCAAAUUCCAGCUUCAUUGUCUUCUUAAUGAAAUUAGAGAAUCGGCUAGUCAAAAGCAGGUUCCACACAGAGAUUUCUACAAUGUGAGAAAGGUCGAUACACACGUGCACGCUGCCUCUUGUAUGAAUCAAAAGCAUCUGCUGCGCUUUAUAAAAAAAACGAUGAGAACGGAGGCCAAAGAAAAGGUAUGCAAAGAGUCAAGGUCCAAUCCAAAGUUACUUACACUGGAGGAAGUAUUCGAGAAAUUAGGUGUUACAGCUUAUGAUUUAAGCGUUGAUUUGUUAGAUGUACAUGCAGAUCGGAAUACUUUUCAUCGAUUUGAUAAGUUUAAUGCUAAAUAUAAUCCAAUUGGAGAAAGUAGAUUGAGAGAGAUAUUUAUCAAAACUGAUAAUGAAAUUGAAGGCAGAUAUUUUGCCCACAUCAUAAGAGAAGUCAUGUCAGAUUUGGAGGAAUCCAAAUAUCAGAAAGCAGAAUUACGAUUAUCAAUUUAUGGAAGACGGCGGAGCGAAUGGGAAGAGUUGGCUAAAUGGGCGGUCUCUCAUUCCGUUUAUUCGCCUAACGUUAGAUGGAUUAUUCAACUUCCUCGUUUAUAUGACGUUUUCAAAUCUAACAAAUUGGUUUCAAGCUUCCAAGAACUGCUGGACAAUAUAUUUGUGCCAAUGUUCGAGGCUACCUGUUGCCCUCAAAAAUAUCCUGAGUUACAUGCUUUCCUAUUUCAUAUAACCGGAUUUGAUUCCGUAGAUGAUGAAAGUAAAGCUGAGAAAGUUCACUUUGAUAAUAGUACUGUUCCACCUGCCGAGUGGACUUUUAAUGAUAACCCUCCAUACACCUAUUAUCUCUUCUAUACGUAUGCAAAUAUGUCAGUAUUGAACAUGUUAAGAAGAGAGAGGGGUAUGAAUGUAUUUGUUUUACGUCCGCAUUGUGGGGAAGCUGGUCCUGUUCAUCACUUGAUUACAGCUUAUAUGCUUGCUGAGAAUAUUAGUCAUGGUUUAUUACUAAGAAAGGCCCCUGUCCUGCAGUACUUAUAUUACUUAUGUCAAAUCGGAAUAGCCAUGUCACCAUUAUCUAAUAAUUCCCUCUUUCUGAAUUACCCAAGAAAUCCUUUGCCUGAUUAUCAUUCUAAAGGUCUGCAAGUAUCGCUCUCUACUGACGAUCCACUCCAAUUCCAUUUCACCAAAGAACCGCUUAUGGAAGAAUAUUCGAUAGCUGCACAAGUUUGGAAAUUGACUAGCACAGAUAUGUGCGAAUUAGCUAGAAAUUCGGUAGUAAUGAGUGGCUUUCCUCAUAGACUGAAACAGCAUUGGAUUGGUCCAAAUUACGCUAAGCCAGGAGUUGCUGGAAAUGACAUAGCUAGAACAAACGUCCCAGACAUUCGUGUUUCAUACAGAUAUGAAACCUUUCUUGAUGAGCUUAUGACGAUAUUCAAAAGCAUUGAAAAGCAAGAUUAA